Messenger RNA from Dermacentor andersoni, 2265 nucleotides. Its product is annotated as solute carrier family 22 member 11-like. Gene Ontology annotation, cellular component: membrane. Gene Ontology annotation, biological process: transmembrane transport. Gene Ontology annotation, molecular function: transmembrane transporter activity. NCBI's taxonomy places the organism in Eukaryota, Metazoa, Arthropoda, Arachnida, Ixodida, Ixodidae. The record is from RefSeq and is a predicted model, not a curated record.
AAUAAAGAAAUGAAAAGGAGACAGGAAAGAUGGAAAGUGAGAGAAAGACGAAGGUCGAAGGGAGAAAGAGACAGGAAAAGGCAACUGCCGAUUUCCCCCGGGUGGGUCAGUCCGGGGGCGCCGUCUACGUGAAGCCGAGGCCAAAGGGGUGUGUUGCCGCCGCCGAGGGGCCCUAAAGGUCCAAGCACCCAGCAUCGGCUCAACCCCCAGGAUCCCCUUUCCCCGGACACGGCUAAGCCGCGCACGGCUAGACGCGGGAGAGUCCAACCCUCGUGUGCUCGGGUAUGUGGUGUCGCAACACACCAAACGCCUGCUGACGCAGACGCCCCUGCGGGGAAGACAAGCGCGAGAAAGGAGCGCGGCUACAGUACAUGCAAGCCUCAUACCUUAAGCAUUUGGUGGUAGCAAUACGGUUUGUCGCUACACUUCCUCUGUUCUAAUCACAAUAGCAUUGACACCUAGCUCUUGCCCGUAAUAUAUUGACCUUUACCUUUCCUCUCUGUUGUCUCUUGAUUAGUCUCAAAGUCAUUCUGUAAAUAUUUUUUUUUUAAAUCUUUCCAUCUCAUUCCUUUUUGCCUCAUUCUGUAUCUUGUUUCAGUUAGUCUGACUGCUGAGUCACUCACUGCUCCUGUUUAUUCGAUCUUUAUUAGUGUGUGUUUUUUUUUUUUGUUAGAAUCCUUCUUAUAGUUAGGAUAAGCAUUUCUUUUAAGCCGCCUCCUCCCGCCUGGUUGUUUGCCUAUCCGCCUUAGUGGGGUAUGCGCUAAUAAUAACAAUCAUCGUCGUCAUCAUCUUUAGUGCGUCGAGAACGAAGAAUCUUGCGGCAUGGAAUCGAGCCUGUGGCGCCGGUAUCUAUUUGUGGACGUUGAGACGAGCGACUACUUUGACUGCGCCAAUGUGAUUGGUGACGGCUUCUUCCAGGGCAAGGCCAUGCUUCUAUGCGUGAUCUCCCUCGCUAUCCUGCACUCUCACACCCUGGCGUUCGCGCUCAUCUCGUUUCCGGUCGACCACUGGUGCAGACCUCCCGCGUAUCUCGAGAACCUCACUGAAGUGGCAUGGAGGAACGUUGGCAUACCGCAGAACGCCAACGGGCAGCCAAGUUCCUGCCGUAUGUACGAAGCGUUGAACAGUACCGCAGACACGGUGGCCUGUGACUCGUGGGACUACAGCGCAGAUCGUGCCGCCUCGACCAUCGUGAGCCAAUGGGAUCUGGUAUGCCACCGAACAUGGUUGCUCCACGCUGCCAAGGCAGCGCACCUGUUCGGUGCCGCGCUUGCAACGACCGCCGCUGGCUACGUCGCGGACCACUUCGGCAGGAAGCCCGUUGUCAACGCCGCGACCACAAUGCUCCUUCUCGCUGGGUGCGCACUGCAAUUCGCUGAUUCGUACGCGAUUUACUUGGCCAUGCGAUUCGUACUGUAUGGCGCCGCGAGCACCCUGUUUGUUGUCACAAACGUGAUUUUUUUCGAGGUGAGCCCGCACAGCUGCAGAACCCGCCGUCUCAGUAUGGCCGUAUUGCUGGCGUUCGGGCCCUGCGUGCUUCUCUUCCUUCUGCUACGCGACACCCGGCUCAACUGGAUGCAGCUUCAGAUGGCUAUGGGCUCGCCCACGGCACUUGCGCCGCUGUUCUUUCUGCUCGCGGUGGAAAGCCCCCGGUGGCUGGUAGCCACCAAGCAGUUCGACCGGGCCGAGGCGGUAGUCGCAGCAGCUAUUAAAACCAACGGCUUCGGUAAGCCGGCCGACGCAGCUGCCGCACUUAAAAGGCUGAAGAGCAUGGCAAGCUCCAAGGUGGGCUCUCUGAAAGUCACGGUAUUGGCUGUGCUACGCAUCGACCUCGUUCGGCGCCGUGCCACCACUGUCUUCGCGAGCUCGUUCGCGGCCACCUUCGCGUAUUACGCGCUCACACCGACCACGGCUCUAACUCGGGCGUGGGGCGGCCCGGUGUCGCUAGUUGCAACGACGGCGGCAUUCCUCCUCUGUUUGCUCGUCUUCAACCAUGUCUCGAGGCUCCUCAUGGUGAGCGUGAACCUUUCGGCGCUGGCGUGUUGUAGCUGCCUCGCUUCGCUGAUGUUUCGGAUUAAACAAGAGAUGCUGGGCCGCGUCUUCCUGGUGUUCGCCCGGGCCUUCUCCGUGACCGGAAUGAUGGUGAACUACAUCUACGUGCUGGAGCUUUUCCCCACGCCGAUACGAGGCGUGUUUGUCUGCACGGCGUACGCGUGCGGCCGAAUCGGAGCCGCAAUCGCCGCCGUGCUGGAAAGCGUUAAGUAG